Messenger RNA from Lates calcarifer (barramundi perch), 918 nucleotides. RefSeq names its product linkage group 10 C15orf40 homolog (gene lg10h15orf40). NCBI's taxonomy places the organism in Eukaryota, Metazoa, Chordata, Actinopteri, Centropomidae. The coding region runs from base 98 to 664 and encodes 188 amino acids. The transcript has 5 exons. The record is from RefSeq and is a predicted model, not a curated record. Gene Ontology annotation, cellular component: cytoplasm.
AGUACUUAUUUUGAAAAGCGGAAAUCGUGAUGUUUACAUCAUUAGCGCCUCUGCCCGGUCUAAGCUAGGAGCUAGCAGGCUAACGGGCAGCAGGUAGAUGUUUUCCCGGUCAGGUUUAACUAUAACCGGUGUUUUGUUAUUUAAACCUGUUCGGUCGUCGUUCAGAGCGGCGCAGUUGAACCGUUUAUGUGACGUCAGCCGUCCGGUAACCGUACACCUCCUCUCGCGGUGGUCCUCUCCGCCUCCUCUGCCCGGUGUCACCGGGAUCAGACAGUACUCCACAAACAGACAGAUGCCCAAGAAAGGGAAAACGGUAAAGGGGCCGCAGUCAGGUGGAGGUGGUGGAGCAGAACCUGAAGCUCCUGGUCCGGUGGCACGAGACAAAAGUGGUGGCGUUAGCAUAACAGUGCACGCGAAGCCCGGCUCCAAACACAGCGGCAUCACAGAAGUUUCUGCGGAGGCGGUGGGAGUCGCCAUCGCAGCGCCCCCUACCGACGGAGAAGCCAACGCUGAGCUUAUUCGUUACCUGGCUGAAGUCCUGGACCUGAAGAAGAGUCACAUAUCUCUGGACAAGGGCUCCAGGUCCAGGGACAAACUCAUCAGGGUGGACUCCUCCCUCAGUCCGGAGGAGGUGUUGAGGAGGCUCAGACAGGCUGCAGGCUGACAGGAGGGACGGGACCUGUAUUGUCCAUGUGCUCCGGUACAAGUCCUGCAGGAGGCCAGAGGACGGAGGAGCUGCCCCAGUAUGACUGCUGGGAUACCUGAUGGAACCAGAGCAUCACCUAUGGAAACGGACUGGUCCACCAGCCAACCACCAGUCAGCAGGAGGUGUUUCAGGACAGGGCAGGACAUCUGUCUGGAUACAAUGCUGUCACAUGAUUAAAUGAACUGUUGACGACUAAUAAACAGAUUCCUAUA